Molecule: messenger RNA, 1258 nt
Organism: Oryzias latipes (Japanese medaka)
Lineage: Eukaryota; Metazoa; Chordata; Actinopteri; Beloniformes; Adrianichthyidae
Gene: eif4eb
Product: eukaryotic translation initiation factor 4eb
Biological process (GO): translational initiation
Cellular component (GO): eukaryotic translation initiation factor 4F complex; cytoplasm
Molecular function (GO): RNA 7-methylguanosine cap binding; translation initiation factor activity
Source: RefSeq, a predicted model, not a curated record
GACACUAAGCGCAUGCGUGCACGGCGGGGUCACGUUGUGCAAUCGGACCAAUCAGCGGAGCUUUCCAAACAGAGAUUUGUAAGAUGGCGACCGCCGAACCGGAAAACAGUCCAAGUUCCCCCCCUCCUGAAGAAGAUGGAUCUGAGGAGGUGGGGCAGGAGCUGGUGAGCCCCGAGGCGUAUGUCAAACACCCCCUUCAAAACAGAUGGUCUCUCUGGUUCUACAAGAACGAUAAGAGCAAAACAUGGCAGGCCAAUCUGCGGCUCAUCUCCAAGUUUGACACGGUUGAAGAUUUCUGGGCCCUUUACAACCAUAUCCAGGUGUCAAGCAACCUGAUAUCAGGUUGUGAUUACUCCCUUUUUAAGGACGGCAUUGAACCUAUGUGGGAGGAUGAGAGGAACAAGCGUGGCGGCCGCUGGCUGAUCACACUCAACAAGCAGCUGAGAAGAUCAGACCUGGAUCGCUUCUGGCUGGAAACUCUCCUGUGCUUAGUUGGCGAAGCGUUCGAUGACUACAGCGACGAUGUUUGUGGAGCCGUGGUCAACGUUCGCAACAAAGGAGAUAAAAUAGCUGUCUGGACAUCAAACUACGAGAACAGGGAGGCUGUAACUCAUAUAGGGAGGGUUUACAAGGAGCGCCUGGGACUUCCCAUGAACAUGACGAUCGGCUACCAGUCUCACGCAGACACCGCCACCAAAAGCGGCUCAACCACAAAGAACAAAUUUGUUGUUUGAGACAUGCUCUUUGUGCCUCGUUUCAUUUUCUUGUCUUAUUUGUUGUUGGCGCAUACAUUUCCUUUGCUGCAGAGUUGGCUGGAUGCAAUCUGGAGGAAAGAGAAUAGAUAAAAGAUUAAAUGUCACUAUUUCCUACACCAAACCUGUAUAAACAAAUGGGAAGAAUACACAAGAAAUAGAUCAAAUAAAUUUUUCAUGACACUAACAGUAACAACUUUUGAUUUUUGGAUUACAUUUAGCGCUGAAAAGUCAAAUUUAUGUUGUUUUAUUUUUUUUAAUGGGAGAAAAACUCUUAAUGCAAAGCCUUUAUUUGUACGGGACUUUUUGCUGUACUUUUUUUUUUUUUUCAUAACCGGACACAUUUAAUUUAUUAUAAUUUCCCACCAUUAUUUCACAUUUGCAACUUUGGUAUAUGCCUUUUUUUUGCCUUGAACUGUUACGUGUAAUCCUUCUUUGUAAAGUAUUUUAUGACUUUUAUUCAUUUGGGUGUUAAUAUAAUUAAAACACAGGUUUUGCAAUUGUUA